UUGAUAUGCCACUUUGAGCGGAUGUGUGUUUAGAAUGACAAAAGUAAUCUGAAACCAUAUCUUCAUUAUUUCAGUCACUCGUUCAUUUACAACUGAAGAAAUCUUUAUUUGACAACUUCAAUAAUGGCGAUGAAAUUACGAAGUUGUAUUUUAGCCACGCUCUUCGUGUGUUGUUUCUUGUACAUAACUGGUUGUGGUGCGUUCAAGUAUCGGCCUCAUUUCAUAAAGUACAGAUCGAGGGGGGCAAAUGGAGGGGGGCAGAGGGGUCUGCAGUUCACAGCACCGAAGACGGCAAACUACAAAACCUAUUACUAUGAGUCUAAGGGUGUUAUGUUUGAAUUGGGCAAAGAGGUGGGUGCUCUGAUUGUGUUUGCCGAGCACAGGUACUAUGGGGAGAGCAAGGUUAACGACAACAAAAACUUCACUUAUCUCUCGGCCGAGCUGGCCCUGGCGGAUUAUGCGGAGUUUUUGCAGUGGCUGAAGACGGAUCAGGGCUACCCUGACUGUAAAAACAGUCCAGUGGUGGUGUUCGGGGGAUCCUACGGGGGCAUGCUGGCCAGCUGGAUGCGGAUCAAAUACCCUUUUCUUGUCAUCGGGGCUUGGGCUGCGUCUGCGCCUGUGGCCUGGUUCGAGAACCUCACAGACUGCAACGCCUACAACUCCAAAGUGUUCAGGGACUUCGCGGCUCAUGGCGAGAACUGUCCCGUCAACAUCCUCCGCUCGUGGGAUCUCCUCAACCAGUCAGCACAGACUGACGAAGGUAGGAAGAAACUGCAGGAGUACUUUGACCUCUGUGACCCCUUGACAACUCCUGAGUCAGUCUACUCUCUGGCAUAUGAACUGGCAGAUGCGUGGGGCAGUGUGGCCAUGGUCAACUACCCCUACCCCACCGAGUUCCUACAACCCCUUCCCGCAUGGCCAGUCAGCGUGAUGUGUGGGUACCUGCAGGAGGGUGAUUUGACAGACGAUGAGAUAUUGCAAGCAGUGGCCAAUGCCUCCAAAGUGUACUACAACUACUACGAUCAAUAUCCUUGUUUCAACAUCUCAGAGGGGGACAUAGGACUGGAUGCAAACAUAUGGGGAUAUCAGGCCUGCACAGAGAUGGUGAUGCCGAUGUGUUCGAGGAAGGGAGAGAGUAUGUUCCCCGACAGCCAGUGGAGUUGGGAGGAGGAGAAAAAGGCAUGUGAGGACCAGUUCCAGUUCCCCCCAGGCAACUUCAGACCCUACUGGAUGGUCACCCAGUACGGGGCGAGGCAGAUUGAGAGCGCGUCUAACAUCAUCUUCAGCAACGGUGACCUUGACCCCUGGCAGGCGGGUGGAGUGUCGGACAACCUGGGCAACCCCACAAUCUACACUCUCUCCAUCGCCAACUCCGCCCACCAUCUGGACCUGAGGACUAGCAACCCUCUGGACCCGGACUCUGUGAAGGAGGUGAGGGCGGCCGAGUUCCUCAUUGUGAAGGGAUGGCUCAAAGACUACUACAAGGGAUACAUGAAACAGUCCGCCAAUAAGUAUCCUGUCUAAAGAGAAGAUAAAGACAAAGUGGAAACAAUAUCGGAAUUAUUGUAUGCCUCUAAAUCUGAUUUAUUUGGAAAAAUUUAACAAU
Messenger RNA from Symsagittifera roscoffensis, 1606 nucleotides. Its product is annotated as lysosomal Pro-X carboxypeptidase-like. Gene Ontology annotation, molecular function: serine-type exopeptidase activity; dipeptidyl-peptidase activity. Gene Ontology annotation, biological process: angiogenesis involved in wound healing; regulation of blood vessel endothelial cell migration; proteolysis. The record is from RefSeq and is a predicted model, not a curated record. NCBI's taxonomy places the organism in Eukaryota, Metazoa, Xenacoelomorpha, Acoela, Convolutidae.